Messenger RNA from Phacochoerus africanus (Common warthog), 2026 nucleotides. RefSeq names its product meiosis specific with coiled-coil domain (gene MEIOC). The transcript is spliced from 2 exons. NCBI's taxonomy places the organism in Eukaryota, Metazoa, Chordata, Mammalia, Artiodactyla, Suidae. Bases 29 to 2026 code for a protein of 665 amino acids. Gene Ontology annotation, biological process: meiotic cell cycle; male meiosis I; female meiosis I. The record is from RefSeq and is a predicted model, not a curated record. Gene Ontology annotation, cellular component: cytoplasm; nucleus.
CUCCUCCAAUUUAAAGUCAGUUUGGCCAAUGAACACAAGCAGAUUUGCAGAUCACCAUGACCUCUUAACAGAAACCAAAAGGCCAAUAGAUACAGCCAUCUCUCAGCAAGCUUAUUACAGUGGUGAAUCUGUGUCAGCAGUGGAAAAGCAGUACCUGCUCACUAGUAAUCUCAUACCACAACAAAAAAUAGAUGAACUUUAUCAUGGAUUUACUGGUUUAGACCUUGAAGAACAAUGGAUGUACCCCUCACGAAGUGAUCAUUCUAAUUGCUAUAAUAUUCAGACAAACGAUACAGCUAAGACAACAUUUCAAGAAUAUCCAUUUAUCAAAAACUGUUUUACACCACAAACUGGUCUGUCUGACAUCAUGAAAGAAUCAGGAGUUGAUAGUUACUCUUAUGGAAGAGAGAAGAUAUGUGCUAAAGGUCUUGAAGCACCAUUACAGCAAAAGAGGGCAGAGAUGUUUCUUUCCCAAUUUAAUAGAUACAGUGAAAAUGCAGAUUAUUGUAGAUACUCCGAAUAUGCUCAUCCUAAUAAGGCUAAGCUGAAUAAGUGUUCAAAUUUUAGUGUUCAGGAGAGUAAAAAGUUAGCCAGUAACACAGCUGAAACACCAGCUAUAGAAGCAGACACCUACACAAAGUUAUUUCAGGUUAAACCAACAAAUCAGAAAAAAAUAGAGGAGGCAAUACCUGACCAGCAGAAUUUCACAUUUCCAAAAACUACACCACAUCUGGCAGAAAAACAGUUUGCAAAGGAAGCAGCAUUUACUGCUGAUUUCAGCUUAAAAUCAGAAUAUGGGUUAAAACCUCACACUGCUUGUCCAGCUAAUAAUGAUUUUGCUAAUGUCACAGAAAAGCAACAGUUUACUAAACCUGACCCCCCAAAUUCUGAGUAUUUUAAGUCAGUGAAUUUACUAGCAAACUCAGCAACAUCUUCAGGAGGUAUCAACUUAAACAGACCAACUUGGAUGAAUGUCCAAACAAAAAAUAACACUCCUAUUCCUUAUCGAAAUCAAGGUAACUUGAUAAAAUUAAAUAGUCAUUUAAGUGCAGCUUCGAAAAGUUCUAACCAUUCUUCAGAUUUCUCCCAACUUUCAUCUACAAAUUUAACCCCAAAUAGCAAUUUAUUUCAGAAGUAUUGCCAAGAAAACCCUUCAGCAUUUUCUAGUUUUGAUUUGGGUUACAAUGGUGCAGAAAGAAUUCAAUCUGCCAAUCACAUGGAAGGACUGACAAAGACUGCAGAAGAAAAUCUCUUUGAAUCCGUUACUGAUAAAAAGAUAAGGCAGCCAAAUGGAUUUUGUGAUAACUAUUCAGCUCAGCAGUAUGGGAUCAUUGAAAAUAUAAACAAACAUAAUUUUCAAGCUAAGCCCCAAAGUGGACAUUAUGAUCCUGACGAAGGUCCAAAGCAUUUAGAUGGCUUAUCUCAAAGUACAUAUCAAGAUCUGUUGGAGUCACAAGGUCAUUUUAAUAGCCACAGACAAGGAAGUGGAGACAACAAUAUUAAUGGCCGUAUGAAUCGUACGCAGGCGUCAUGCUUUUCUAAUAAUUAUAUGAUGGGAGAUUUAAGGCAUAAUCAGAGUUUUCAACAACUUGGUUCAAAUGGGUUUCCCCUAAGAUCCACCCACCCAUUUGGCCAUUCACUUGUUCCACUGUUGGAUUCCUAUGAUUUGUUUUCUUAUGAUGACUUAAGCCACUUAUACCCUUAUUUUAAUGAAAUGAUGUAUGGUGAUAAUUCCUUUUCUGGUUUCGUGCCAACUUUUGGAUUUCAAAGACCAAUUAAAACUCGUAGUGGACCAGCCAGUGAACUUCAUAUUCGUCUGGAAGAGUGCUAUGAACAAUGGAGAGCAUUAGAAAAGGAGAGAAAAAAGACUGAAUUGGCCCUUGCCAAGAAUUAUCCAGGGAAAAAAGUAUCCAGUACUAACAAUACUCCAAUUCCAAGGCUGACCUCCAACCCAUCUAGAGUUGAUCGCUUAAUUGUGGAUGAACUUCGAGAACAAGCCAGAGUAAGCUGUAAAAAUAUCCAAUAG